CUCUGUGGACAAUGUUUUCAAGGAAUACAAGUAGAAUUCGUCAUUAGGGCACCAAUCGCACCACUUUAAAACAAGAAGAAAAACACCAUUAAUACGUUUUAAAAAGUGUUAUAUGUGUUUUUACAGUAUCUAAGGAUGUCUGUCGACGCUUUUGGAGAAAGUGAGGAACACUCCGGAUUGCUGAAGUUCUCCUCGGCUCUGUUUUACGCCGGCAGCUCGUUUCUUAUCACCGUGGUGAACAAAACCGUGUUGACGAGUUUCAGAUUUCCCUCCUACUUGUGUCUGGGAAUUGGACAGAUGAUCACCACGAUUCUUGUCCUUUACGUGGCUAAAAUGAACAAAACGGUGCAGUUUCAAGAUUUUGACAGGAGCAUUUUCUUUAAAAUUUUCCCUCUUCCUUUGCUUUAUGUUGGGAACCAUGUAACAGGACUGGCAAGCACCAAAAAACUCAGUUUACCCAUGUUUACAGUCCUACGGAAAUUCACCAUACUGAUGACAAUGAUCUUGGAAGUAUUUAUACUAAGGAAAACAUUUCCAAGAAGUAUUGUCUACAGCGUUGUGGCCAUAGUCUUUGGUGCCAUUGUUGCUGCAAGCUCGGACUUGGCCUUCAGCAUGGAGGGUUAUAUUUUCAUUCUGCUCAAUGAUGCCUUCACAGCAGCCAGUGGUGUGUACACCAAAAAGAAACUUAAUGAUCAGGGCCUUGGGAAGUAUGGCGUCUUGUUUUACAAUGCGCUCAUCAUCAUCAUCCCCACUAUCUUGGCAAGUGCAUUCACUGGUGAUUUGCAGAAGGCAAUCGCUUUUGAGGACUGGCUGAAUGUCACAUUUGUUUUUUGUUUUCUUAUGUCCUGUUUCAUGGGGUUUGUAUUGAUGUACUCCAUAGUCCUGUGCAGCUAUUAUAACUCAGCACUUACUACCACAGUAGUUGGGGCAAUAAAGAAUGUUGCUGUAGCAUAUAUUGGCAUUUUUGUGGGAGGAGACUACCUGUUCUCUUGGAAAAACUUCAUUGGCCUCAGCAUUUGUAUGUCAGGAGGGCUUGUGUAUUCAUAUUUCACCUUCAGCAAUAGCCAGGCAGCUGAAGGUAACAAAAACAGAGAAGAGCUGAAGAUUCACAUCACUUCCGAUUCACCAGGGAAGAACUGAGCCAAAUAUUUUAGCAUCCACCACUUGGUGGCGUUGUUCUGCUCCAUAUUGGAGCAUUAUAUGCCUUCACUUGUAUUUGAAAAACAGCAAUUGUACCAAUGAAUUUAAUUCAAUUUCCAAAAUCAUGAAUAAAGUGCAACAAACUGGGUAAAA
Melanotaenia boesemani (Boeseman's rainbowfish) is the source of this 1293-nucleotide messenger RNA. It is a transcript of the gene slc35d2, whose product is annotated as solute carrier family 35 member D2. Bases 136 to 1140 code for a protein of 334 amino acids. Gene Ontology annotation, molecular function: GDP-fucose transmembrane transporter activity; antiporter activity. The record is from RefSeq and is a predicted model, not a curated record. Lineage: Eukaryota; Metazoa; Chordata; Actinopteri; Atheriniformes; Melanotaeniidae. Gene Ontology annotation, cellular component: Golgi apparatus. The transcript has 12 exons.